Abrus precatorius (Indian licorice) is the source of this 1296-nucleotide messenger RNA. RefSeq names its product probable acyl-[acyl-carrier-protein]--UDP-N-acetylglucosamine O-acyltransferase, mitochondrial. Gene Ontology annotation, biological process: lipid biosynthetic process. The record is from RefSeq and is a predicted model, not a curated record. Bases 27 to 1028 code for a protein of 333 amino acids. The transcript is spliced from 11 exons. Gene Ontology annotation, molecular function: acyl-[acyl-carrier-protein]-UDP-N-acetylglucosamine O-acyltransferase activity. NCBI's taxonomy places the organism in Eukaryota, Viridiplantae, Streptophyta, Magnoliopsida, Fabales, Fabaceae.
GAAGAAGUGAUGCUGAAAAACCAAGGAUGUCGCGGUUCGUGAAACUUUGUACUCGCAGCCGCCGAAUCCGAAGCUUACUCUGUCAGCAACGCCCUUUCUCUUAUGUUGCAGAGGGGGAGAGGGUGGACACAAAACCAAGCUUCAUCCACCCUAGUGCCAUUGUUCACCCAAAUGCUGUCCUUGGCGAGGGUGUUUCGAUUGGACCUUUUUGUUCUGUCAGCUCCUCUGCAAAGCUGGGGAAUGGUUGUCAACUAUAUCCUGGAAGCCAUGUUUUUGGAAGUUCAGAGUUAGGGGACAAUUGCAUGUUGAUGACUGGUGCUGUUAUUGGUGAUGAUUAUCCUGGAUGUACCAUCAUUGGAAGCAAUAACAUAAUAGGAUACCACGCUGUGAUUGGUGUCAAAUGUCAAGACACGAAAUACAAACCAGAGGAUGAAUGUUUCCUGGAAGUUGGGCACAACAAUGAUAUUAGGGAACACACUUCCAUCCACCGAUCUUCAAAAUCAACUGAUAGGACGGUUAUUGGUGAUGGCAAUUUUAUAAUGGGAUCUUGUCAUAUUGCCCAUGAUUGCAAGAUUGGUAACAACAAUAUUUUUGCUAACAAUACUCUUCUAGCUGGGCAUGUUGAGGUGGAAGACUAUGUUCACACUGCAGGUGCAACUGUUGUUCACCAAUUCUGUCAUCUUGGCUCUUUCUCUUUUCUUGGUGGCGGUUCUGUGGUUUCACAAGAUGUCCCAAAGUACAUGAUGGUAGCUGGAGAAAGAGCCGAGCUUCGUGGUCUGAAUUUAGUGGGCCUUACACGACGUGGAUUCAGCAUUUCAGAGAUCAGGAGCCUGAGAACAGCUUACCGAAAAAUAUUCAUGUGUGCUGAUGCAAAUGCUAGGUCUUUUGAAGAAAGGCUCGCCGAAGUGGAGCAGCAUAAAGAAUUGAUUCAUGUUCCUGCCGUGCAUGCUAUGUUACAAUCUAUUCGCAACUCUUUCAUUCAAGAUCGUCGUGGAAUAUGCAAAGUUAGACAGUGGAAUGUCUCUUGAAGCAUUGAGGUAGUUUCUGCUCAACUGCGAAUGCACGUUUAUUACUGUAUAUUACGACAACUCGCCAGAAACCCUCGGAAGAUUGUUUACAGUGAAGUUAGUUUACGGUGGAAUAGUUCUGUUCAUUUAUUAUAAACUGUGGAAGAAUUUGUUGUAUUAAGCGCUCAUUAUGAAUUUUGUAUGUGUACAUAAUGUAUUAAGGAAUGUCUACUCUCAACUCAUUCCUGUGUGUUAAACAAAUUUGGCGUAAAUUAUUAUUUUUUUCUCC